Molecule: messenger RNA, 2337 nt
Organism: Pongo pygmaeus (Bornean orangutan)
Lineage: Eukaryota; Metazoa; Chordata; Mammalia; Primates; Hominidae
Exons: 2
Coding region: 99-1133 (344 amino acids)
Source: RefSeq, a predicted model, not a curated record
AUUACAAGCGUGAGCCACCGCGCUCGGCUGUCACUGCAGACUUUGAUGGGGGCUACACUCGGGGUAUAAAUUAGGAUCCUCACUGAAAGGGCGCGACCAUGGAGGCUUUUUCUUGGCCCCUUAGUUGUGGGUUUUCCUCUGGACGGCGGAGCCAGUUUCCAUCAGAACAGCCCAGAGGCGGGCGCUGCCUUCCUGGGGUGACGCAGCAGCAAGAAGAGUUUUCGGAUCCUGGAAUCCGUGGGCGGCCCGUGGGAGGGGCUGAGGCUCAUUUCCCUAGUCACCUGGCUCCGAAUCCGCCGCGGUGUUUCAAGCGAGUCAGAUUACAGAUCGCGCCCCAGGCUGGACUCGGAAUUCCUGCCCCGCGGGUCUGCAUUUUCACAGCGGCAGGUGUGAGUUUCCCGCUGCUGGAGACCAGAAGCCUGAAGGCAGCUCCGCCCACCCUAGCCCACAGCGCCGUUUCUAUAUAUUCCGUUUCCAUAUUCUAUAUAUUCCGUUUCUAUAUCAGUAAACACUUGUCAUUUUCCGUAGACCAGGGCGGGGUGACGGGUGAUCCCAGUCCUCUCAGUGAACUCUGGGGCGCAGAAUUCAAAACGCUUGCGGGCGCCGAGCGCAGCCCCGCCCUGGGUUAUGUAAGCGACAGCGCUGGGCCGUUUCUCUUUCUUUUCCGGACCCCGCAGUGGCGCCUGAAGUCUGCAAGGAGGAAGUCGCCUCUGUGCUUGCCUCCCUCCCCAGGGCUUGUGGUCCCUGACAAGGAGGACCCUGAGGGCAACCACACCUUGCCAUGCAGAGCACCUGGCUUCUCAUCUGCCAACCUCACUCUGACCCGGCUGCAGGAGGGGAAGGAGCCAACCCUGGACUCAAGACUCAAGGGGACCAGAACCAGGGAGAUGAGACAUACCAGGGCUGGGCAGCUGUGGGAGUCCUUCCAGAGAGAAGCUGAGAUACGCCUACCUGGAGAGGCCCCUGGGCCUGGAGGGGCUCCUCAGUGUGACUGGGUGAAGUGUUUUCAGAGGACCAGGGUUGAGGUUGGGGGCAUCUCAUCCAGACCCUGCCGGCAUCUGCCCCGAACCCAAGGGCCCCUCCUUCCUCCCUCCUCAAUGGAAAUGCUGGGGAUGUCCUCAGUCACCCUCUGAGCACUCACACAUCACCCCUUAUUUGGAAAUUUUUCUCACUCUAACCUUCCUUCCUGCUGCACCUUCUGCCCCAUCCCCAGGCUCUGGCCUCUCUCUCUCUUCUUCCACCCUUUAGCAGGUGAUGACUCACUUCCCACUGAGGAGGCAGCUCUAGGUGAGAGUCUGGGCUCUCGGUGAGCUUGGGAGAAGGAAAAGGCUUAUGGGCCAGGGCAUGGGAAGGAGAAUGGGCACAGCCAGAGCAGAAUGGAAAGGUUGGGGGAGGUGAUAAAGACAGAUGUUUCCGUAUUACCAUUUUUCUUUCAUUGUCCAAGGGAGCUGCCCUUCUCCCAAGCCCAGGAAAGUGAAAAGAGAAGCAGGAACAGUGAAAUACUCCACAGGAAAGAAAAAUCUUAGUGAUCCCUCCUGCUGUCUCUUUCCUUUUGCCUAUUCUGGCAAAUUUUGUAAGUGAAAUUUGUUACCAAGAUGUGAACAUCUUAUUAUAAGAAAGUCUCUAAAUAUUUGAGAAUAAAAUUAUCAAUGUCUCAGCUCUGCAGGCUGAACAAACGGAGGCUUUACAAAAUAAAAUCAUGCUUGGAAAACUUACUUCUCCUCUGAGGGAUGUCAAAGGCUGCACUGAAUAAGCUCUAAGGUGGUGCUGAAAUGAGUCAUUUAUUUGCCUUUGUAAGCUCAGGCAGGUGUUGGAAUUGAGGAAGUAUAGGUAAUGAAAAAAGUAACCAUGUCCUCGGGACAUAGCGACUGGUGAUGACCACCCAAUCAACACAAUAAAUUCUAGCAUUCACAUUGUAGUCCGGCUCAUUCAAGCAAAGCUAUCUCCAAUAGGGAGUUUACCCUGUACAGAACAUGUGCAUUUCCACCUGUUCUCAGAUUGACCCUUUGCUCAUCACAAUAGUGAAAAAAAAUACAGCCCUGGGUGGAGAUUUAAGAUGCUAAUGAGUCAUGAGAUGUAUGAACAAGCAUGUACAGCUACUGCACACGUGCACCCAGAAGACCACCCAGAACAUGCUUGCUAGUAACACCUCUUCCCACCCACCUCCUGUGAAUAAUCAUGUAAGACUCCCAUAAAGGGAGUUUCUCCAGCAAUAAUCAAUGCUGUCUCAUUCUUAGGAGCAGCCCACCCUGAAUCCUCUCUCAGGGUGUACAGUUUAUUUUGCACUUAACUUUCAAAAUAAUAUUUUUCCUUUGUAAUAAAUUGCUUUGUACUUCA